AUGCAUUUUAGCUCAAAGAUAGGUAAGUUAUUUAAUAUUUGUAUAGUAAUUAUGUAAUUUACAUACAUACAAUUGAAUUUACCAUAAGUAUUUUCUUUUAACACCUAGAAGGGUUAAAAAAUAAACUAAAAGCGAGGAAUAAUAUUAUUUCAAAACUAGCAGGAUCGACCUGGGGAAGCGACACAACAGUUCUACGUGUAUUAGCAUUAGCUCUGGUAUACAGCGUAGCUGAAUACUGUGCUCUAGUUUGGUUCAGUUCAUAUUGCAAAAAGGUUUUCACGGAGUUAAACCAAACAAUGAGAAUUAUUACAGGUUCAAUAAGAACAACUGAAGUACAAUGGUUACCAGUGUUGGAGAAUAUAGCCCCACCGGACCCACGCAGAUUGAUGCAUGCUGAACGCAUGGUGGACAAGAUUAAAAGAAACCCUAAACUACCAUUAUAUGAAAAUAUUACUACACACCCUCAUAAAAGUCUUAAAUCAAGACACCCAAUAUGGGACCUUACAUUUCCAGUAGAAGCUCUAUCGAUAACAUGGAAAACACAAUGGAAAGACUCAGGUGUGCGAGGAGUUACCUUGAUUGAAAAUCCAGAGAUAAGAACCCCGGGUUUUGAUCUUCCACGGAAGUUAUGGUCAACCUUGAAUAGAAUAAGAACUGAGCAAGGCAGAUGCAAAAGUUUACUACAUAAAUGA
Cinara cedri is the source of this 692-nucleotide messenger RNA. NCBI's taxonomy places the organism in Eukaryota, Metazoa, Arthropoda, Insecta, Hemiptera, Aphididae. The record is from the annotation of a GenBank genome assembly.